CCUGCAACGUCUGUCAUUGAAAGCAACCAAGAGCCAGAAUGGAGUUUCACUGCGCCACAGAGAUGAACGGAAAUGUGCCCGCAGUUACUAAGCUGAGCAAGUGCAUUGAUACUAAAAACGAUGAUUUGCGCAAAGAGGAGAAAGACUCAAAAGAAGAAGAAUAUUCGACCAAGCUGUCCUGCAUAGAGAAGGCGUACAGAACCGUCCUGAGCGAGCUGGGAGAGAACACUGAGCGGGAGGGACUUUUACGCACACCCUUACGCGCAGCCAAGGCCAUGCAGUUUCUCACAAAGGGCUACCAGGAGACAACCCAGGCGAUCUUGAACGAUGCGAUCUUUGAUGAAAACCAUGAAGAGGUGGUGAUUGUCAAGGACAUCGAUUUGUUCUCUCUUUGUGAACAUCAUCUGGUGCCCUUCUUCGGAAAGGCUCACAUCGCAUACCUCCCAAACAAGAAGGUGGUUGGUCUGAGCAAGCUCGCGAGAAUUGUAGAGAUCUUCAGCAGGAGACUUCAAGUCCAGGAGCGUCUAACCAAACAGAUAGCAACAGCCAUAAACGAGGCAUUGGAGCCUGCUGGAGUGGCUGUGGUGAUCGAAGCCGCUCACAUGUGCAUGGUGAUGAGAGGUGUGCAGAAGAUGAACGCCAAGACUGUAACAAGUGUCAUGCUGGGAACUUUCCAAAAAGAUCCCAAGAUCCGGGAGGAGUUUCUGUCUCUGACACUGGGGAAAUGAGCAGUUUUGACCUCAGCAGGCAGGUCUACAGAGGGAUAUGUCCACUUUUCUGUCUGCCAGUUUUUCAAUGAAAUUCUGUUUCAUCUGUCUCCAUUUAGGGAUGGCUGUGGUCUUACUUCAGCUGAUACAUUUUUGGUUGGUGCCUAGAUCUGUGAGACAGUUGAAAUAUCACAUACAAAUGUAAAUGCCUCUUACAAUGAUGAUCAACGGUUGUUAUUUUCCUUUAUUCUUAUUUAUUAUUUGAAACAUUUGUCUUUGUUAUUCAGGAACACACUACCUUACUGUAUUCUGAUGAAUAAUAUGAACCUGUACUGUGUGCUGUCUGAUGCUAUAUGGUGCUAUGUCUGGUCACAGUGGACUGUA
This is a messenger RNA of Toxotes jaculatrix (banded archerfish), 1091 nucleotides long. RefSeq names its product GTP cyclohydrolase 1-like. Bases 39 to 728 code for a protein of 229 amino acids. Gene Ontology annotation, biological process: tetrahydrofolate biosynthetic process; tetrahydrobiopterin biosynthetic process. NCBI's taxonomy places the organism in Eukaryota, Metazoa, Chordata, Actinopteri, Toxotidae. Gene Ontology annotation, molecular function: GTP binding; zinc ion binding; GTP cyclohydrolase I activity. The transcript is spliced from 6 exons. Gene Ontology annotation, cellular component: cytoplasm. The record is from RefSeq and is a predicted model, not a curated record.